UCUCUUCAUCUUCUUGUUAUGGGACCGACAGCGACGACUUUUAACGUGGCAAAAUCACCUUUUUGCUUCAUCCUACAUGAAAGAAGGACAAGGAUGGUCUGUGUAUAUAAAGGGAAGGAGAGAGGCAAAGGAAAGAACACUCCAGUGCAAUUGCAUAUUCCACUUCCUCUGUCUCUUGCAGAUUAGUCCAAGAUGCCAAAGUUGCAGAGGUAUAGAGGAGUAAGGCAGCGCCACUGGGGCUCGUGGGUCUCAGAAAUCCGCCACCCGAUACUGAAGACGCGGAUCUGGCUGGGGACGUUCGAGACGGCGGAGGACGCGGCACGGGCGUACGACGAGGCGGCGCGGCUGAUGUGCGGCCCCAAGGCCCGCACCAACUUCCCCCCGGCGGCCGGAUCGGCGGCGGCGCUGUCGCCGAGCCUGGUGGCGAAGCUGGAGAAGUGCUGCUCCGCGGCGGGGUCGACCGCCAAGAGGACGGCGAAGGAGGAGGAUGAGGAGGAGGAGAUGGGCGAUGAGUACAUCGAGGAGAUGAUCGAGGAGCUCAUAUACGAUGGUUCCUUAGAGAUCUCGUGCUCUUCCUCUUCCUCCUUUGCUUGCUCCUCAUAUGUUUGAGGAAAUGCCAGACAGAGCUUAUAUUCACUUUUAAGCCACACAGUUGAUGUACACAUGGGAGUUUGGUGGUUGCUCUAUGCAUCUACAUGCAACUUUGAGCAUUUACUUGUCAAUAAAUCCUACAUUUUCUGCUUAA
Zingiber officinale is the source of this 745-nucleotide messenger RNA. Its product is annotated as ethylene-responsive transcription factor ERF003-like. The transcript is spliced from 2 exons. NCBI's taxonomy places the organism in Eukaryota, Viridiplantae, Streptophyta, Magnoliopsida, Zingiberales, Zingiberaceae. The record is from RefSeq and is a predicted model, not a curated record. Gene Ontology annotation, biological process: regulation of DNA-templated transcription. The coding region runs from base 193 to 609 and encodes 138 amino acids. Gene Ontology annotation, molecular function: DNA binding; DNA-binding transcription factor activity.